Molecule: messenger RNA, 2049 nt
Organism: Xiphophorus maculatus (southern platyfish)
Lineage: Eukaryota; Metazoa; Chordata; Actinopteri; Cyprinodontiformes; Poeciliidae
Gene: shbg
Product: sex hormone binding globulin
Exons: 8
Coding region: 102-1301 (399 amino acids)
Molecular function (GO): steroid binding
Source: RefSeq, a predicted model, not a curated record
CUCACCUACGCUCCACUCACACACACUGUGGCAAUCUCACUGCUAUUUAUCCCACAAGAAAGCUCAGAGUGCCAAGACCACCCUGGGGCUUUAGAGAGUGCAUGCUGGGAGGCCUGGGAGGCAGAAGGAUGGCAGCGUUUUGGAAAGCAGUGGCAGGUGGAUUGCUCUUAGCUGUGUGCCUCAUGGGAUGGAGAGUUGAUGGACAGGGGAACGGUAAAAAAAAGGUAUCUGGGGAUUCAAUCAUCUACCUCGGCCAGGAGAGAAACCCCUGGAGGCCGCUGAUCCGCACCACAGCCAACCUCACAGAGAUCCGCAGCAUCAAGUCCACCUUUCAGUUCCGGACCUUUGACCCCGAAGGAGCGAUUUUCUACGGAGACACCAAAAAUGGAGAGGACUGGUUUGUUUUGUCCCUGAAAGAAGGGUUCCCCCUCAUGCAGAUCAGCAAAGAAGAUGUACAAGUCAGCGUGACAGGGGGUCCAAAGCUCAACGACGGGAAGUGGCACACGUUGGAUGUGAGCAACCAGGGAAAGUUUGUCAUUCUGGAGGUGGAUGGCCUACCUGGACUGGUGGUAGGAAUGCACUCCAAACAGACAAAGGAGGUCAUUUCUGGGCAACUUCGAUUGGCCCUUGGUGGGAUCCUGACCAGCAAGGACAAUUUGAUCGUUGAGUUUGAGCCACAGAUGGACGGCUGCGUGCGCAAAGGCCACUGGCUAAACCUCAGCAUGCCCUGGGAGGCGGACGCUGACGAGCUCUGGCUCUGCCAUCAGAACAUCCAACCUGGCAGCUUUUUCGCUGGCGAAGGAUUCACCAUUUUCAACACCUCAGUUUUCCAAACAAUCAAAGAUCUUGGCUUCAGAGUUGAAUUUUGGGGGGACUUCACUCAGAUGGAGGGAACCAUUCUGAGCAUGAUGUCCUCACAAGGAGAGCUGCUGGCAGUCCUGGAAGCCAAUAAUAACACGAAUGAGAUUCAUUUCACCAUCAGGAAGCAAAAACAUAUUCUGACAAACGCUAUGAAGCAGCUGAGGAUUACUUUUUUUGAGGAUGUGGUGAAAGUGGUUACAUUUUUAGAUGAAGCAAAUGUAGAAAUGUUUUCUUAUGAUCCGUUGAGUGCCCCCGAAUAUCUGACGGAGCUGAGAGAGGGGCGUCUCGCCAUUGGAGGUCUUCUAGGUGGCGUUAAAGAUAUGGUUGGCUCCAAUUUCCUCAGAGGCUGUCUGGAGAAGAUCAAAAUCCAACUGAAGGAUUUGGAUCUGGAUUCAGCUAUCAAAGACAUGUCAGCUUCUUCACACAGCUGCCCGGUGUAGAAAGCAUCCAUCGGGCUGGAGGAGGACUGGAUGUUGGCUGUUAAGGACUUCAGGUGUCUGUAGUUCAUAAAAAUAAGAUGAUUGAUAAUUGUUUCCAUAAUAGUGUGAUUAACUGCUAAAAAAAAAAAAAUAACGAUAUGUCUAAGUAUGAAUCAAAAUCACAGACAAAAAGUAUGUAAAGGACAGAAAUAAAAAAUAAAAGAAAAUCACCAACUCACCAAGGCUUAACUCUGAGAAACAAUAUGCGGCUACAAAGAGAUGUGCGAUGUUUAACAAGUUAUGUAUGUCAUGACAAAAAGUGAACAACCAAAACAAAAAAGCAAAUAAAAAAAAAUACUUAAAUAUACAGUACAUCAUAGCUUGAUGUAAGCAACAACGCAAACAUUUAAGAGGUCAUAAGUAAAAUUGAUCUAAUUGGGCAUGAUUUGGAAAAAGAAAUAAAAAGUACAAAACAUCUUGAAAGGUAUCAAAAAGUGGUUCCCAGAUAAAUUUACUUGCAGCAAAUACUUUGCAGAUGCAAGACAAAUUCACAAAUUAUCUGUGCAUGACUUCUUGCUGUUCUGUGUGCCAUCCAGUCUCAGGAGCUGGUUGUUUUAGAACCUGUCCACGACAUUUUUCAGUAUUUUUCCACUACACAACAUUCAGAGCGCUGAGGUUUUAUCAUGCAUAACUCCGUUCUCUCACCAAUUAACCUUAAUAUGCAUCUAAGUAAUUAUCAUUUAAAUCUUCAAUAAAUUGAAAAAAUAAA